GUCACUGUCUUUUUUGCGAAACAAAUAGCGGUGCUUUUGUUUCGUGAAUUAAAAUUAAUUUAUUUAAUUAUUGGACAAUAUUUUGAACAUAAAAAGGUGUGUAUUGUGUAAUUUAAGCUAUCUUGCAGGAGUCCCAGUCGUCGCAUCUUGAGAACAGAGAACUGAAAAGAAUUAAAUAUGGAUCAGAUGCUACACCAUGUGGCCCAGACGGUGGAGAAACAGCUGGACAGCGAAAUUGAAAGGCUAGAUGCCCUGGACAGCAGCGACAUCGAAGCCAUUAGGCAGCAGCGCAUCGCCGAGAUGAAGCAGCGCGCCAAACUCAAGCAGGAGUGGCUCGCCAACGGUCACGGAGAAUACACAGAAAUUGACGGCGAGAAGGAGUUCUUCACGAUCUGCAACAAAAGCAACAAUGUCGUCUGUCACUUCUACAAGAACGACUCGCCGCGCUGCCGGAUCGUCGACAUGCAUCUCAAGACGCUAGCCAAGAAACACGUUGAGACAAGAUUCGUGAAGCUGGACGCUGAACGGGCUCCGUUCUUGGCUGGGCGCCUGAAGAUCCGCGUCAUUCCCACUAUUGGGCUGGUGAAAGACAACAAGACGAAGGACUUCAUCGUGGGCUUCACCGAGCUCGGGAAUAGAGACGACUUCUCCACAGAAAUGUUAGAGUGGAGGCUCGCAAGGUCGGAGGUGAUCGAGUACUCUGGAGAUGUCCUCACGCCGCCUGACCAGCAGAAGAAGAAACUACACAUACAAAGCAAGAAGACGAUACGUGGAGGACGGGAUGACUCAGAUUCGGAUUUGGAGCUCAGCGAUUGAAGACUGUGAGCUUUGAGCUAUGAAUACGUGUUUUAAUGCUGUUAAAUUACAAUAAAAUCAACUAGGUAGUUGACACCAUAAUUUUGGGGCAUUCUUUGAAAAGCACUACAUUUUAGUUACAUAAUACUGGUUAUUUUACAGCUCUAUUUUUAGUAGCAUAUAGCUCGCUCGAAAAUAUCGCAUUGGUGGUGUCCAACUACCCUAUCGUUUUCCAAUAGAACGUACCUACCGUACUAUUUAUUUAUUCACGCCGAUUUUUUUGAUAUCCGUGAUCUUAAUUGCGAUGUAUUACCUCCAUAUAAUUCAAUAGGAACAUUCUCGGUCUCUAAGUUUGCGAGCAUUCGUAGCGCAUUCGAAUAUUUCUUUAGCGUACCGCCUCAAACUAAUUUUAUUAUUGCGAACACACCCACUUGAAUUUUAUUUCAUUUUAAAACGCCUAUUUACUAUACAUUUUGAUCGUUUUAUACAUUUGGCGUCGUUCUAUAUUUAUUGCUUUUAUAUUAUUUAAAAAAAAUCUUGCUUCGUCUCACGCUUUAGCAGCGGAGGACUAGGCAGUGGCAAUUUGUACCUUAUUUCCUUGUGUUAAAGUCCAAAAACUAUUAUUUUAAUGGCCUGAGAGGAUUUCAAGAUAAAAAACAUUGUUUUGGACAUCAAGACAAGGCAAUAAGGUAUAAAAUAUGUUUCUAACUUUCUACUGUCAUAUAAAAAAUAUGUGUGAAAGGUGCCUUAUUUUGUUUGCGAGUAGGUUGAAUUUUGAAUGAAAGUAUGUGCGUGUUGCCAGUUACCAAAAUGGUAAACAUUUUGAUAUGUUGAUGAAUGUUGAAGAAUAAAUUAACACAAAUUAUUUGUAUAUCACCUCAAAGAAAAUAAUUUGAGAAAUAUAAUGUUUUUAACUACA
Molecule: messenger RNA, 1714 nt
Organism: Ostrinia furnacalis (Asian corn borer)
Lineage: Eukaryota; Metazoa; Arthropoda; Insecta; Lepidoptera; Crambidae
Product: thioredoxin domain-containing protein 9
Exons: 6
Coding region: 178-816 (212 amino acids)
Source: RefSeq, a predicted model, not a curated record